UUGUCGGUGUCGUCUGCGCAGUUAGUUUCAGCAGAAACUAAGAAGUGUCGGGAAACAUGAUCCUUAUGCAGUGACUGUUGAAGUGCCGCUUGGUUGAUGCAAGAUUUUGACGAAACCUACAGCCCAAGAAAGUCCAAGAAACAGGUUGUGAACACACCAGGUUUUCUUAAAUGGUUGAUCCAACAGUGUGUCUUAUCAUUCUCCUGUCUGGUGUUUUGUUUUUGCAGCAACCACUUCAAGUUUCAUCUUCACUUGGCGAUACUGAAAGCAUGGCAACCAUGAAAGCAGUGAGUUUUGACGAGCCUGGUGGUCCAGAGAAGCUGUACAUCGCGGAGGUGAAGCGGCCUGAACCAGGGCAGGGGGAGGUCUUGGUGAAGGUGUAUGCAUCGGCCAUCAACAGAGCUGACACACUACAGUUGGGAGGAUCUUAUAACCCACCACCGGGUGCCAGUGAAAUCCUAGGUCUAGAGGCAGCUGGAGAGGUUGUCCAACUAGGACCAGGGUGCUCAUCCAAAUGGAAACAAGGUGAUCGCGUGGCAGCACUUGUUGCAGGAGGAGGGAAUGCAGAAUUUGUACUGGCCCAUGAAGGUCACCUGAUGCCUAUGCCAAGUCACAUGACCAUGUUGGAGGCUGCUGGCAUUCCAGAGGUGUGGCUCACUGCCUAUCAGCUACUGCACUUUGUUGGUCACGUGAAGGCAGGAGAUCGAGUCCUGAUCCAUGCCGGGGGCAGUGGCGUGGGAACCGCAGCUAUUCAACUGGUCAGAUUAGCAGGUGCAGAAGCCAUAGUCACAGCCGGGACACAAGCUAAACUGGAUAUGGCUCAAGAGCUGGGUGCAGUGGCUGGCUUCAACUACAAGCAAGUCGACUUUGCUGACAAAGUCUUGGAAUUCACGCAAAACAAAGGAGUAGACUUGAUUCUGGAUUGUGUCGGAGGCAGCUACGGGGAGAAAAACCUGCGGGUGAUUGCAAUGGAAGGGACUUGGGUCCUGUAUGGAUUAAUGGGCGGAGUCAACGUAGAUGGACCCAUCCUUGGAGGAAUACUUCGCAAGAGGGUGACCUUAGUUGGAACAACGCUCAGAACAAGAAGCGUUGAAUACAAGACGGACCUGGUGGAAGCAUUCACCAACAAUGCCUUACCUCACUUUGGGACGAGACUUAAACCAAUUACAGACCGUGUGUUCCCAUUGGAGGAGAUCGUCGACGCCCACAAAUACAUGGCGGCCAAUAAGAACAUCGGAAAGAUUGUACUGAAAGUGCAUGACGAAAAGCCAGGUACCGGUCACACGGAGUUGUGAUUAGUUCACUCAAAACAAAAACAAAAAUGGUAAAAGAAGCGAUUUUGGCACUGCACUAUAUCACUUCAGAUCUUCCUUUUUACUGACACUUAUUGGAACCAAACUGACAAGGCUUGCCGCGUAUUGUAUUCUCAUUAGUAAGGUGACUUUUCUUUUCUUUUUGUCUGUUUAUAUUUCAUUUAUUUGCUCAUUGUUUGGAUUACUCUCUUUUUCAAUUUGAGGAGCAUGUAAUUCAUUUAAAAUCAUAUAUUUUAAUUCUUGACAAGCUGAGAACAUCAAUUGAUGUCAUGCUAGUGACACUUAAUCAAGCAUUCGGCAUAUUUUGUGCUUUUAAUAUGUAUAUUUUUUGCCUGAUAUUCACACAAAAAAAUAUGUAAUGUCGAACAAACAGUUACAUGUUUUUUAUUUUAAACUUAAAUGAAUAGACCAUUAUUAUGUUGCAGCCAUCAUGAUUUUCCCCAUUCAAAUCAACCUAACCAAAGCGAGACUGGAAGGAAAAUAGUCUGGAUCCUUUUUGCAUAAAAAAAACAUUGUCGUCUGUGCUUUUGUUGGCCCUCAUGCAUCUUCCAUGCAAAUUUCAGACAAAUUCAUUUUUUGGCCAAAAUUUAAAAAAAUGCAAGGGCUUAACCUUGCAUUUUUAUUAAAUUUUGCUCUAAAAUUACUUUUCUGGACACAACUCUAAAACACUCCUUGCACUUCAAAGUGCAUUUCAACCGGAUUGAAUUAGUUUGGAGCAUUUAAACAUCAGUUGUGGUUAUUUUUAUACUUGGUAUGCUAUUCAUGUAUGUGUAUUGUCCACAAUCAAUGAAGAACUGUAAACUGUGUAUAUUUAUAGGAAAUCACUGAAUAAAUCCAAGAUAAAUACAAAUUA
This is a messenger RNA of Patiria miniata (bat star), 2166 nucleotides long. RefSeq names its product quinone oxidoreductase PIG3-like (gene tp53i3). Gene Ontology annotation, molecular function: quinone binding; NADPH binding; quinone reductase (NADPH) activity. The transcript is spliced from 9 exons. Bases 171 to 1295 code for a protein of 374 amino acids. The record is from RefSeq and is a predicted model, not a curated record. Lineage: Eukaryota; Metazoa; Echinodermata; Asteroidea; Valvatida; Asterinidae.